Argentina anserina (silverweed cinquefoil) is the source of this 2183-nucleotide messenger RNA. RefSeq lists its product as uncharacterized. Gene Ontology annotation, molecular function: phosphoprotein phosphatase activity. Lineage: Eukaryota; Viridiplantae; Streptophyta; Magnoliopsida; Rosales; Rosaceae. The transcript has 9 exons. Bases 486 to 1892 code for a protein of 468 amino acids. The record is from RefSeq and is a predicted model, not a curated record.
CAAAGUUUCCUGUUUUUUGGUCGUUGGGUUUUAGCAGAAGCUUGAGAAUGUGUUGGAUUGUCUUAGUCAAUUGGGUGGUUGACUUUGAAUCGUCAUGUUUUACUUGCAAAGUUUGGUGCUUUAAACAUAGGGUUAUGUUGAAGAAUUGUGAUGAAUGAGGAUUGAAUGUUGAUAGGAUAUGAAGAGGUGAUAGUAAUUUUUGAGGUCAAACCGCUAUUUGGAUUAAGUGGGGGUGCCAUAGGAGGCGCAUCUGUCUUGUCUUAUGAAAGGAAGCAGUGGGCUUGACUCUUGAGCAUGGCAUGAAAGUUUUCACUUUUCAGGCGGGCUAGCACACAUGGAUACAGUACUUGGAAUCCCUUGAAAAUCUUGGUGUUUGUUGUCUCCAUCAUUAAAAUAAAUCUUUGAUCAGAUACCGGACAGCGAUUUUGGGGCAACAUACUAACACACAAGCACAGAUUGUGGUGCUAAUCACAAGUAAAGAUCAAAUGCCAUCAAUAACAAUGAAGGCUCAAUCAAGCACAGGAUGUUUAAAAGAAAAAAAUGGUCUCCGUGUAUGUCAAAAGUCAUGUAUGAUUUCCAAGCAAUCAUGCUCUUAUGUGAAGAGAUCUGAAUAUACGACGGAUUUCAACUCUUGUAAAUGUGAGGCGGUGUCUUCAAGCACACAUGUUUCUACCAAGGAAAAUGGAAGUGGUAAUGCAAUUCAUGAGUUUGAGGAAGAAGAUUAUAAAAUUCUAAUUCAAUCAUGCGAUUCUCCAAGCAAAAGAACGGAAUCCUUCCCCACCUGCCCAUCAAACUUGGAGACGAUUUUUUCUCCUCCUUUUGACCCCAUUGAAGUCCUUAGUGAAGUAAAUAGUGAACCGAAUGCUGAGAAUGAUACAGGGUCGGGAGCUGGUGACAGUGAUGAUUAUAGAAGUUCAUGUGACAAUCACAAUUGUGAUGUUUCAGAUUUCUACAUUUCUGAUAUGAUCAUUUCGAGCUUACCCUUCAGUGGGGAUGCAUUUACUGAUGAUAUAUGUGAAAUGAGUUGCUUUCCGGACUACAAUUAUGCUGAACCAAACAUCUUGUUUGAUGUUUCCGAGCAAUACAUGGUAUUGCCUUUCCUAGAAGACACUGUCCGAAAUAGUAAUUCUAAUACUAUUGAUGGUAAAUUAUGUCAAGAAGCUGUUAUGGAUACAGAUCACGCUGGCUUGUAUUUAGAAAUUGGUCAAAUAAGACCCUGCCACCAGGAUACUGCUGUUAUCUCGUCUGACUCAGAUCAGGCAGAGUGCUUCGAUCCACAGUUGUUUAUAAAAAAUUUACCAGAGUUAUCAGAUGUGGUAUCAAACUUUCAAACCAAUUUGUUGCCUGAUGAAGCUUCAAAACGCAAGCCUGUAACUCUUGUACUUGAUUUGGAUGAAACACUGGUUCAUUCUACAUUAGAACAGUGCGAUGACGCAGAUUUCACAUUUACCGUCUUUUUCAACAUGAAAGAGCACGUGGUAUAUGUGAAACAGAGGCCAUACCUCCACACGUUCUUGGAGCGAGUUGCAGAAAUGUUUGAAGUCGUUAUUUUUACUGCCAGCCAAAGCAUAUAUGCCGAGCAACUUCUUGAUAUAUUGGAUCCAUAUCGGAAGUUUAUAUCUCGCCGAGUUUAUCGUGAAUCAUGCAUUUUCGCUGAUGGCAGUUACACGAAAGAUCUGACAGUUUUAGGGGUUGAUCUUGCAAAAGUUGCCAUUAUUGAUAAUACUCCACAGGUUUUCCGCUUGCAAGUCAAUAAUGGAAUUCCCAUAAAGAGUUGGUUUGAUGAUCCAGCUGACGGUGCAUUGAUUUCAUUACUUCCAUUCUUAGAGACCCUGGUUAAUGUUGAUGAUGUCCGCCCCAUAAUUGCCAAGAGAUUCGGUAACAAGGAAUAAGAGUCCCUUGUCUUUCUCAUUUGCUUGAAUAUAGCAGCUCCUUGUCUCUCGUAUAUUUUAGCACCUAUUGGCUUUAAUUUAGAUGCUCUCCUUCUCCUUUGAGCUCAUAGGUGAAUUAGCUAUACAAAAUAAACUGUUUUCCUACUUAUUGUCAGUCAGCUUUUGGUUCUUGUUUCCCUUAUUUUUGUCCUUUCAGAUGACAACACUGUGGAAUAGUUUGUCUAAUUUUGUUCAAAGGUAAUUGUAGAGGAUAUCUUAUUUGUCAUUAUUAUUCAAUAUAAGUUGCGCUUA